Molecule: messenger RNA, 5387 nt
Organism: Hipposideros armiger (great roundleaf bat)
Lineage: Eukaryota; Metazoa; Chordata; Mammalia; Chiroptera; Hipposideridae
Gene: GRIP2
Product: glutamate receptor interacting protein 2
Exons: 22
Coding region: 15-2894 (959 amino acids)
Biological process (GO): neurotransmitter receptor transport, endosome to postsynaptic membrane
Molecular function (GO): protein binding
Source: RefSeq, a predicted model, not a curated record
GGCAGGAGCGGGCGAUGCUGGCUGUGUCGCUCAAGUGGCGGCUAGGCGUGGUGAGGCGGCGGCCCAAAGACGAUGGGCCUUAUUCCAAAGGAGGCAAGGAUGCAGGAGGAGCCGAUGUGGCCCUGGUGUGCCGCAGACAGAGCAUCCCAGAGGAGUUCCGAGGGGUCACCGUGGUAGAGUUGCUCAAGAAAGAAGGCAGCACGCUGGGCCUGACCAUCUCAGGUGGCACCGACAAGGAUGGGAAGCCCAGAGUCUCCAACCUGAGACCUGGAGGGCUCGCGGCCAGGAGUGACCUGCUGAACGUGGGUGACUACAUUCGGUCAGUGAAUGGGAUCCACCUGACCAGGCUUCGCCAUGAUGAGAUCAUCACCCUGCUCAAGAACGUGGGCGAACGCGUGGUGCUGGAGGUGGAGUAUGAGCUGCCCCCGCCCGUUCCUGAGAACAACCCAGGGACCAUUUCAAAGACGGUGGACGUCUCCCUCUACAAGGAGGGCAAUAGCUUUGGCUUUGUCCUCAGAGGAGGUGCCCAUGAAGAUGGUCACAAGUGCCGCCCACUUGUCCUGACCUAUGUGCGGCCCGGAGGCCCUGCGGACAGGGAGGGCUCCUUGAAGGUGGGUGACAGGCUGCUUAGUGUUGACGGGAUCCCACUGCAUGGGGCGAGCCACACUGCUGCCCUGGCCACUCUGCGGCAGUGCAGCCACGAGGCCCUCUUCCAGGUGGAGUACGACGUGGCCAUUCCAGAUACCGUGGCCAAUGCUUCAGGACCCUUGAUAGUGGAAAUAACCAAGAUGCCAGGGUCCACCCUGGGGAUCUCGCUCACCACUGGCUCCCACCGGAGCAAGCCAGUCAUCACCAUCGACCGCAUCAAGCCGGCCAGCGUGGUGGACAGGAGUGGGGCCCUGCAUGCUGGAGACCACAUCCUGUCCAUCGAUGGCACCAGCACGGAACGCUGCUCAUUGCUUGAGGCCACCAAGCUCCUCACCAGCGUGUCAGAAAAAGUGCGACUGGAGAUCCUGCCUGCGCCCCAAAGUCGGCGGCCCCUGAAGCCCUCAGAGGCAGUGAAAGUGCAAAGGAGCAAGCAACCGCAUCGCUGGGACCCUUGCAUGCCCUCCUGCCACAGCCCCCGGCCGGGCCACUGUAGGACAUCCACCUGGGCCACACCUGCCAGCCAGGACCAGAGCCAAUCCUUAUCCUCAACUCCAUUUUCCUCACCGACCAUGAACCACACCUUUUCCUGCACCAACCCCAGCACCCUUCCCCGAGGAUCCCAGCCCAUGAGCCCCCGGACCACAAUGGGGCGGAGGAGGCAGCGGAGAAGGGAACACAAGAGCUCAUUGUCACUGGCCUCCAGCACAGUGGGGCCAGGCGGGCAGAUCGUGCAUACAGAGACCACGGAGGUCGUGCUCUGCGGUGACCCCCUCAGCGGCUUUGGCCUCCAGCUUCAGGGCGGCAUCUUCGCCACCGAGACCCUGUCCUCCCCACCCCUCGUGCGCUUCAUCGAACCUGACAGCCCAGCAGAGAGGUGUGGACUGCUGCAGGUUGGGGACCGUGUCCUGUCCAUCAAUGGCAUUGCCACUGAGGAUGGGACAAUGGAGGAAGCCAACCAGCUGUUGCGAGAUGCUGCGCUGGCCCACAAGGUUGUGCUGGAGAUAGAGUUCGAUGUGGCGGAGUCUGUCAUCCCGAGCAGUGGUACCUUCCACGUGAAGCUGCCUAAGAGGCGUGGUGUGGAGCUGGGCAUCACCAUCAGCUAUGAGCAGGAAACCACAGGUGCCAUCAGCUACACAGUGGAGUUGAAACGCUAUGGGGGCCCCCUGGGCAUCACCAUCUCGGGCACAGAGGAGCCUUUUGACCCCAUUGUCAUCUCAGGCCUCACCAAGCGUGGUUUGGCAGAGAGGACUGGCGCUAUCCAUGUUGGCGACCGUAUCCUGGCCAUCAACAGUGUUAGCCUCAAGGGCCGGCCUCUGAGUGAGGCCAUCCACCUCCUGCAGGUGGCUGGUGAGACCGUCACACUGAAGAUCAAGAAGCAGCUAGACCGCCCCCUCCCACCUUGCAAGUCAGGCAGCUUCAGCGAGACCAGUGAUGGGGAUGAGGACCCGCCAGAGGUACUCAAAGGAAGCCUGCUGGCAGCCCGGUUCUCGCCUGCUGUGCCCAGUGUGGACAGUGCUGUGGAGUCCUGGGACAGCUCUGCCACGGAGGGUGGAUUUGGGGGCCCAGAUGAGCAGGAAACCACAGGUGCCAUCAGCUACACAGUGGAGUUGAAACGCUAUGGGGGCCCCCUGGGCAUCACCAUCUCGGGCACAGAGGAGCCUUUUGACCCCAUUGUCAUCUCAGGCCUCACCAAGCGUGGUUUGGCAGAGAGAUCCCAGCUCAGGAGCCUUCCCUGGCCUCUCAUACCGGACCAGAUCCUCUGUCCUUGGCCCUUGUCUUCCAUGAACCUGGCCUCUGCAUCCAUCAUGACGGGCACUGUGCAGAGCGUGGCCCUUGAGGGCCGGCCCGGCCACCGGCCCUGGCGGAGGGACCGGGAGGUACACGCUUCCCCUGAAGAGAUGCAGGAGCUGCUGUUGCCGACACCCUUGGAGAUGCACAAGGUGACCCUCCACAAGGACCUCAUGAGGAAUGACUUUGGCUUCAGUGUCUCAGACGGCCUCCUGGAGAAGGGUGUCUAUGUCCACACUGUGCGUCCUGAUGGGCCAGCCCAACGGGGGGGCCUCCAGCCCUUUGACAGGGUCCUCCAGGUCAACCACGUUCGCACGCGGGACUUUGACUGCUGCCUGGCGGUGCCGCUCCUGGCUGAGGCGGGCGACGUCCUGGAGCUGGUCAUCAGUCGCAACCCGCUGGCACAGAGCGGUCGGGCCCCACGAGCACCAGGCCCCAGCAAGCCCCGGAUGCUCUGAAGUCAGCGCAUGGUCCAGACAGCCAAGGGGGCACCCAGGCAGAUCCUGGCUCCCAGGCCUGUAGCUGGGCUGGAGAAGUGGCCACCUACUCGUCCGUCUGUCCAUCUGGCAGGCUCUGAGCCAUGGACAGGACUUUGUCUCUGUUUUCCAGUUCUGUGGUGACUGGAGUGCCAGGCAGUGAGGUCCCUGCCCCAGUUGGAGUGGCGUCUAGGUCUUUUCUCCAUGUUGGGUCUCCAAGAUACCCCGGAGGUGCCUGGCUCAAUAAGGGAUAGGCUACUCAGCCAAGAGAAGAGGGGCCUGGGGGUGGCCCUAGGUCCCCACAGGGCCUCCUCGGAGGGGUGUCUGGUGAGGGGAAAGCCAGCUCACGGUAGGAAGUACAUUCUCCCAGCAGAGCUGUGUAGCUGGUAUGAGCUGCCAGGGAGUAGUGAGCUCCCUGUCACAGAAGGUGAGCAAACGGGAGCUGGAUACCCCAGUGUCGUUGUUGACUGAGGUGUGAGGCAUCCCAGUGAGGCAUCCACAUGAGCUCAGAAGGUUAGUUUCCCAAUGGGGGGGGCAUUCAGGGUGAGGCUGGGGGGCCACUUCAGCUGGAGAGCUGACCUCCAGGAAGGAUGCUGCUUAGGAUAGGAGCCCACCUCAUUUUGUUCUGUAGAAUUCCGGUGUUUGGGAUGUGCUGGCUCCGAGAUUCUCUACAUCCCAGCGUCCCCACUUAGGAUAGUUUGAGUUGGGGCAUCUGGAAUCCAAGAAGCACCAGCCCUUUGAUAGGAAAGUCAGUGAUUGUUUCAUUUUGGAGUCACUGGGUCCAGCGCUUCUGUGAUUCGAGACUGCAGUUUUAGACGCACCGGGCUUUGGGCUGAGCCCCUCCUGCUGCUUUUGUAGGAUACGUGGCUGCUGACCCAUCUGCAUCCACCCUUCUCAGCCCAGGUCCCUCGAUGAGGAGGGAGUCAUUUGGGGACAAAAGAUCCAGGGGGCUCCAUUCAUCUGCCAUUCAGUGAAGAUGGGAAGCCAUGGAAGUAUGAUGUGUAAGCUGAUGCAGCUCCUCCCAUGUCCAACUCAGUGGAGGACAAAGGGAGAAGCACAGAGAUGAAGGGGGAAACACAGCAGCAGAGAGAUAAGCCAGAGAGAGGGGCCAUUCUCUCUCACACCCGUUGGUGACAGUGUCCAAAGUGGUCAUUCAAGGAAGUUUCUUUCCACUUGAAAUCUGGAAGCACUAGCAUCUCUUAAACUUGUUUUCUCAUUUCCCACAGCCCAGAAACCCUUUUGAUUUUGAGAAGGACACAGGGCCUCCACCUGGUGGUCUGCGGUGUGGCCUCUGGGAUGGAGGUGGGCAGGCGGGAUGCACCCAGGUCUAGGUUUUGCUUUGCCCCUGCCCAUCUCUUAAGGGGGUCUCAAGAAAACAGGAGGCACCCACUGCCACCUGCACCCUCCUCCACCCCUGCAUGCCCUGGAGGCCCGAAAAACACUCUUCUACUCAAGAGACCAGAUGGGGAGUCAAGAUGCCUGUUCUUUUCCCACUGGGUCGCUGCUUUGCUGUGUGACCCCCUCUGAGUCUGAUACUCCCUACGGACAAUCAAGGGGUAGACAGUCUCUGAGCAGGUUUGAGCCUCCCUGUCCAUGGAGGCUUCCUGGGCACUCUACCCACGCUCUCCCUGAGGGCCUGCCUCCACGCCCCCCCCCACCGCCACCACACCUCUGCGUCUUGGUCCCCCACACCCUCCCUGGAGAGCCCUUCAUGCCCUGGCUGAACUGCUCAGUGCCUCUGCUAUCCUGGAUUCCUGUGUCAACAUCUGCCCCAAAGUGAAAGGGCACUGCCAACCCAUCACAGGGGCACCAAGAAAAAGCCAAGGACCCUCAGCUUGGGGGGCCCGUGAGGGGCACAGCAGACAUGGCUGCCCGCAGCCUCAACUGUGUGAACUCCAGCCUCUCUGGGCCUAUGUCACUUGACAGAGCUGGACAGAACACACUCCGAGGGCCUCUGGGCUUGGUAAAGCCAUGUUGGACUGCAGGUGAGGGAAGAUGCAUCCUGACCCUGACCAACACCCCUCCCUCCCUUGGGCUGAGGUUUCUGCCGUUCCCCCCAGCACACCCUAUCCGGACAUAUGCAACUAGGCCAGGCAGGUGGACCUCCUCGCUAUGGCCGGCCUUCUCAUAUGCAAUAUUUCUUCUGGCUUCUCAUGGGGAUUGUUCAUCCCAGACUUGUUUCCUGAUACCCGUCCCCCGUGAGCAUCCUGCCUGCCUAUGCAUUUUGGAUACAGCCCCUGCAACAUGCCCCUUCUACCCCCUAAAAGCUGUAUUUUUCUCUGGCUGAGAUGAAAGCAUAUUCCUUGUAAAGUAUUUUUCUACACGGGGUUUCUUAGGGCUCUUGGGAAGCACCACAUGCUAAGGGCCUGCACUGUAAAGGCCAUUUGGGGUCUGUUUGGGCCCUGUGUAAAUCUGUCUGUCCCACAGAGGGCUGCAAUGACUGAGGAGCUUGGGAUGGGGUGCUGGUGGGAUGAU